UGUUGAUUGGCCCCAAGCCGAGUGCUGCUGGAUGAGCACGGCUGUCCCGUUUGACAAUGUGAAGAGAUGGUAAAGUCGUUUUAUUGGUCGUCCUCGUAGACACAAGCAACGGAAGAGAGUGGGCACUCAGGUGCAUCACAAACACCGAGGCACGCGAGCAACAGUCGCAAGACGCAUUCGGAACUCGGAAUACAUGACAGCAAGGAAUGCGCGACAACUUGCCAAAGAUCCUACUACCGGAGAUACCCCGAAGAUCCAAAUGACCGAUGGACGGUCACGCACUUGCGCACCUGCAUAGCUCAAAACCACACAUGAGUACUACCGCAGUAGCCUUCGUAAGGAUGGCAUAAUCCACCUCACGAACACCCUCCCUGAUUCUGUACAUCAUAACGAAUGCUCUCAAAACCAAAGUACAGCAUCCAACGCGCACUAGCACGGAGGAGAGCGGACAAAAACAACGGCUUCAAGUUCACUCGCGAUAGGGCCCGCAAGCUUCUUCGUUGGACCAUUCUCUCGGAGUUCUGGCCGUUCCAUACGGCGUGCCUCGUUGCGGUGGCGAAGAAGAGCAAGGAAACGGGCACCCUCGCCAACUUGUACGAAACAAAGGGAGCGAAAUUCCUUUCCGACAUGCUGACGGACAAGCGGUCCUCGGACGGGGACCAAGCGUCCAUGACGGACGCCAACACCUCCUUCAGGGCUGAAGCAAGGAGGCUAAUGGGCUUCGAAGAGUCCGACGAGGCCUUCGUGCGGGUUUUGGGGUUCGCGCCGGACCUCUUGGUCGAGGACUUCGAUGAAGACAAGCUGAUGCUGUUGCGCCACUCCUUCAACCUCAAUCCCGCGAUGGUGGCAAGGGUCGUUGCCUGGGAUAGGGCGCGUUGGUGA
Molecule: messenger RNA, 882 nt
Organism: Ectocarpus siliculosus
Lineage: Eukaryota; Phaeophyceae; Ectocarpales; Ectocarpaceae
Source: the annotation of a GenBank genome assembly